Triticum aestivum (bread wheat) is the source of this 1049-nucleotide messenger RNA. RefSeq names its product ras-related protein RABE1c. The record is from RefSeq and is a predicted model, not a curated record. Gene Ontology annotation, molecular function: GTP binding; GTPase activity. Bases 195 to 839 code for a protein of 214 amino acids. Lineage: Eukaryota; Viridiplantae; Streptophyta; Magnoliopsida; Poales; Poaceae. The transcript has 9 exons.
CCAGCCCAGCCCCCCCUCUCCUCCCUCCCUCCCUCCCCUCCUCUCCGGCCUCGCCCACGCGCCGCUUCUCGCGCGGGGAGAGAGAGAGAGAGACGGACGACGCGGAGAUCGAUCGGGCGAAGGCCGCCGCCGCAUCGGAGCACGCGCGUGCGCGACGACGUCCCCGCCUCGCUCGGCCCGGGAGUUAGGGCGCGAUGGCGGCGCCGCCGGCCAGGGCUCGGGCCGACUACGACUACCUCAUCAAGCUCCUCCUCAUCGGCGACAGCGGUGUUGGAAAAAGUUGUCUGCUCCUACGGUUCUCAGAUGGCUCCUUCACCACUAGCUUCAUCACAACUAUUGGUAUCGACUUCAAGAUAAGGACUGUUGAGUUGGAUGGCAAACGGAUCAAGUUGCAGAUCUGGGAUACUGCUGGCCAAGAGCGCUUUCGGACUAUAACUACUGCCUACUACAGGGGGGCGAUGGGCAUUUUACUUGUUUAUGAUGUCACGGAUGAGGCGUCAUUCAAUAACAUAAGAAAUUGGAUCAAAAACAUUGAACAGCAUGCUUCAGAUAACGUGAGCAAAAUUUUGGUGGGGAACAAAGCGGAUAUGGAUGAAAGCAAAAGGGCUGUUCCCACUUCAAAGGGCCAGGCCCUGGCCGAUGAAUAUGGCAUUCAGUUCUUUGAAGCGAGUGCAAAGACAAACAUGAAUGUCGAGCAGGUUUUCUUCUCUAUAGCAAGAGACAUCAAACAGAGACUCUCGGAGGCUGAUUCCAAGGCUGAGGGGGGGACUAUCAAGAUCAACACGGAGGGUGAUGCCAGUGCAGCAGCAGGACAGAAGUCGGCUUGCUGUGGGUCUUGAACCGUCGUCGUCGCUACGGGGAAAAAAGAUGGUUGCGACACGGUGCUUGUAAUUCUUGUCAUUCCAUUCUUUGCCUGCUGGUUUCGUUGUGUUAAUUUAAGUUAUCGCUGUUGUUAGGAUUUGGGCAAAUUUGGUGUUGAGUCAGAGCAAUUACUUUGCAGUAUCGGUGGAAUUUUUUUGUUUUUCUUGAGAUGAAACUCUGCUGCUCCA